AUGCUACCUGUGAUUCCAGCUCGGCAUGAUGCAAUACCAGUCUUCGCGCGUGAAGAUUGCAUUUCUCAACAUGCUCCCCAUCGAGUGGGUGUCUCGCGCCAUGGAUCUGGGGCGAAGGCAGUGCUUGCUAUCGGGUUGCCCUUGGCUGCCGCGAGGCACAGGGGCAGGCGAACUGAAGAGGUUGAGAGACGGCCCAAACCUCUGCCUGUGACCUAUCAUGCCCCCUGGCUUAUUGAACUCUCGACGGCUUGGAGGCAAGUUGCCCCUUUGAGGACGGCUCCGGUGUCAGAUUGUGAGACAUCUGGUGACGCUGAGAAGACUCAGGAUGGGGCCCUGACACCGGCUCUGGCGCCUCUCGAUAGCGUCGCCAAACGCCUCAAAGACAUGGUGUUCGUGAAGGACAUGCGUGCAGCCAUGACAUCCGGAGAGUUUGCUCUUCGUCUACGUGGAGCUGAGCGGCCUGGCCUGGUCGACUACGAGGGUCUUUACAACAUCCUGGAGACCUUCGCAGGAAGGCUUUCUGAGCUCAAGGCUUCGGAAGUCUUGCGCGAAGAGGAUGCUUGGAAGGCAGAGGAAGAUCUCAAGGUGAUACAGGGCAAGCUGCAAGACAGAGUUGUCGAAAUGACGCAGGACACCAGUGAGGCGCAUACGCAUGGUGAGGAAGGGAUCAAAAGCGGGAGUACAGAGCAGGACGCAGCCCGCCCGAGCUUGAAUGCCAAAGCAGCAUCGCAAGUCGGGAAGAAGUUCAUGCUGUACCUUCGAGGGGAUCAAAUGGUCGAUAUCGACACAGCCCUGCAGGAGUCACAAGCUGAGCAGCCGUUCAGCCGCGACCUGUGGGAGCGGCUUGAAGGCAAGAGCAAACACUCUGAGGGUGAGUGGGCACCCUAUGAGAAUUCGCAGGCCCGGCCUCCAGGUAUGCAGAUCCUGGCAAAGCCAUGA
Molecule: messenger RNA, 939 nt
Organism: Symbiodinium pilosum
Lineage: Eukaryota; Dinophyceae; Suessiales; Symbiodiniaceae
Source: the annotation of a GenBank genome assembly